CCCCGCGGCCUGGAGCUGGAGACACAUAUACAUCCAGGUCUCUGCAGUCCGCUUCAGCUUCAUGUCUGCUCCUCAUGUGGCGGUCUCCAGGUCUCCAGGCCACACAUCUAGUUUAAGCAGCAGGUGAGUUCUCCUCCAGGUGUGACUCAAACUCAGACACCCAUGAGUGGCACCGCUGGAGCUGCACCCCCGACAGCCGUGCUGGGCCUGGGUUUGGAUCUGGGCGGACCGUGGCACCAGAGAGCCGUCCAGAGGAGCAGAGCUCUGGUUCAGACGUACCUGCUCACCUCCUCUGUUCACCCUCCACCCGCAGCAGGAGGAGGUGGAGGAGGAGGAGGAGGAGGAGGUCGGGGGGCCGGGUCCCCGCUGAGGCUGCCCUCACUGGUGGCUACGACCAGAGGGCCCCGCAGGAGAGGCAGCAUGGCUCGACUCAGCCUCAGCGAACCAUCCCUCCUCACACCGAACGACCACGUCCUCUUCAAGGGAUUCUCCGGCAGCCGUCGCCCCAGUGUUUUACAGAAGCGACCACCACCUCCUCCUCCAUUUUCCAACUCCUCAGUCCUCCUCCCCUGCCACCCAUCCAGGACCAACCAACCCCAUCAGCAGGCCCAAAGCUGCAGCAGACCGGCCUUCAUCCACUUCACCCAGGCCAUCCAGCCCAGCUCCAAGCCGAGACCAGUGAGGCGUCAUUCACACAACCCGGUCCUGACCACCGAGGUGACUCAGGGUGACCCCCGGCCUUCUCUGACGCGGCAUCCUAACUCUUUGCCUCACGGGGAGCCUUUGUCGAUCGUUGGGAGGCCCUGUCUUCCGAGCUGCAGUGAACGCCCUGCCGUGGCUGCUGCCGGCGGUCCAGCUCGCACUCAGCUCCACGUGUUUCUGCCCACAGAGGCUGAAGGCGAGGAGGUGGACAGUGAAUCUGUGGACGAGGGCUUCAUGGAUGAGUUGGACUGUAAGAUAACGUCUCUCAAGCUCCAGCAGAGGGCGCCAAAGACAGCUACGUACCACUGAAAGGGCAAAAAUAGGCUACAAGUAUACGGACAAAUUAACUUUUUAUGAACUUUUUUAAUUGGUUGUCAUGAUAUUCUGCAUUUAAAAAAGGAUAGUAUUGUUAUGUACGGAAGCCCAAAACAAUCUUGGGUCAAACAUUUCCUCAGUUUUCCUGUUACAACGAUAUAAACAUAAUUUGUUUCCACAUUAUCACAAGUUAAACUAUAAGAAAUUAGAGUGAGCGAUAUUGUUUUUUUGUUGAUGAUGGAGUGUUUUAUCUCAUUAUCUUGGGAUAACACAGCUCUUCGUCUUGAGAUGGAAAAUUGACCCACGUCCCUUCAGGGCUUCCGUAGUUAUGUGCCGCUUGUUUCCUCUGGGACUUUUCAGAGCGAGACACUUGUGAGGAGUUGCUGGUGACAGAGUUCCUUAUGCCAUGUAUGUAAAGCUGUGAUGGGUAACAUAAAUAGUGUAACUGUCCAACAGAAGGCCUAAAUGUAGUGGUGAACUUCAAUCAGAUGUGUUACAGUCCAGCAGGAGACAACCAACGACAGACCAGACACAGAUGAAUUCAGUUGUUGUCAGACUGGAUAUAUAAACACAUUCAGGGUUGAUGGAUUGGUUAAUGAGCAUUUUUCUCCAUAUAAAGUACAAAUGUGAAGCAUGUAUCAGUCUCAUGUUCUUUAUCUGGAUCCUGACUGAAAAUACUGUGUAGUCAAGCUUCUUCUUCUACCUCUUCCUCUUCUUCUACCUCUCAUUUUUGUUCUACCGCUUCUUCUUCUUCUUCUACUUCUUCUUCUUCUUUUUCUACCUCUUCA
This is a messenger RNA of Acanthopagrus latus (yellowfin seabream), 1805 nucleotides long. Its product is annotated as wiskott-Aldrich syndrome protein homolog. The record is from RefSeq and is a predicted model, not a curated record. The transcript has 2 exons. The coding region runs from base 163 to 1011 and encodes 282 amino acids. Lineage: Eukaryota; Metazoa; Chordata; Actinopteri; Spariformes; Sparidae.